Eimeria acervulina is the source of this 1408-nucleotide messenger RNA. RefSeq lists its product as hypothetical. The transcript has 5 exons. NCBI's taxonomy places the organism in Eukaryota, Apicomplexa, Conoidasida, Eucoccidiorida, Eimeriidae. Gene Ontology annotation, biological process: positive regulation of gene expression. The record is from RefSeq and is a predicted model, not a curated record. The annotation marks the transcript as partial.
AUGGGAGGUUUCUUGCUGCAGCAGCAGCUGCAGCACCAUCAACCACAGCAAAAGCAGCCGCAGCAGCAGCAGCAGCAGCAGCAGCAGCAGCCGCAGCGGCAGCAGCAGCAGCAGCAGCAGCAGCGACGUUUUGCGUUGCAGCAGCAGCUCUGCCUGCACACACCUUCCAGGCUGUUUCUGAAUAUACCCUUGCUGCUCCAGCUGCUUUUUGUGCUGCUGCUGUUGCUGCUGCUGCUCGCUGCAGCAGCAAACUCUGAGAGUCCCCACCCCAUUAGCAGACCUUUUUUGCUGCAUGCGCUUGAAGGCCUCUCGGCCACUUUGGCCUCUGACCCACACUACGAAGCACUGCCUGUCUCCAACAGCCAGCGGCGGUGGCUGCUGUUCGUGGGGGGCCCUCUUCACUGUCCCGUCGGGCGGCAUCUCCCUGCUCCUCCGUUGCUUCCUGAAGACACAUACGAAGCAAACGCAGAGGACACUGAGACCCGCGCCAGCAGCCAGUUGUGCGAUAUUGCGGGCCUCUUUGGAGUGGGAGGCGGCAGGUACGACCCCUUCUGCCGACCCAAGAACAGCAGCAGCAGCAGCGACAGCAGCAGCAGCAGCAGCGACAGCAGCAGCACCAGAGAGGUGCUGCAGCACGACACUCCCGCUGCAGAAGGAGACCGUCUCUUCUUCUGCUCCAACCAACUCAGCGGCCUUCCUUGCUGCGCUCGCUGCGGCAAUUCCGACUACAACCCGUGCCCAGAGGAGGCGUGUGGAAGUUCGGGUGUGGACUAUCCUGGGGGCGAGGAGGUGGGGUUUGUUGCUGAAGGUGUUGCUUCUGCUGCUGCCUGCCGCCGUUUGUGUCUUGCUGCUGCUGCUGCUGGCUGUACGCAUUAUUUCUUUUACUCUUCUAACCUCCUUGCAGAUACAAUUAGAGGGAGCUGCAGCUUGCGCAGGUAUCCCCAGCUGACGCAGCAGCAGCUGCAGCAGCAGCUGCAGCAGAUUCAGCAGCAAAGGCAGCAAGAAAGAGAGAAGCAGCGCGAAAAAAAGAGACAAGAACGGGAAGCAAGAAGACAAAAAAGAAGGCAGCAAAAGCAGCAGCAGCAGCAGCAAAAACAGAACAUGCAGCAGAAACAGCAGCCGAUCAAGCAGCAACAGAAACAACAGCAACAGAAACAGCAGCAGCAAAAGCAGCAGCAAGACCAGCAGCAAGACCAGCAGCAAAAGCAGCAACAAAAGCAGCAGCAACAGCAGCAGCAAAAGCAAAGCGAAAUUGCGGAGCAGCAGCAGGAACGCCCCGCGCAGCAGAAACAGCAGCAAGAAUCGCAGCAGCGGCACCAGCAACCGCAGCAGCUGAAGCAGCAUCCGCCAAAGCUGCAGCAGCAACCCCAGCAGCAACCGCAGCAGCUGAAGCAGCAGCCGCCAAAGC